Oppia nitens is the source of this 1046-nucleotide messenger RNA. It is a transcript of the gene Snx3, whose product is annotated as sorting nexin-12-like. The transcript has 3 exons. The record is from RefSeq and is a predicted model, not a curated record. Lineage: Eukaryota; Metazoa; Arthropoda; Arachnida; Sarcoptiformes; Oppiidae. Gene Ontology annotation, molecular function: phosphatidylinositol-3-phosphate binding. Gene Ontology annotation, cellular component: retromer complex; early endosome membrane. Gene Ontology annotation, biological process: late endosome to Golgi transport; endocytic recycling. The coding region runs from base 410 to 910 and encodes 166 amino acids.
UUUUGAAAACGUUUACUAUUGUUUAGUUGUAGAGGAGUUGUCUAUUAAAUGCAUUACUUUAAUAAUAUAGUGUUUGUAUGUAUUAAAUGCGUUAACCAUUUGACUGCAUAUACUGUCGAUUCAAUUGAUUGAUUGAUCAGUUUUUAUUUGAAGACACGCCACUCAAGUAGAUGACAGAUACAGACAAACAUAGAGACCAUUGACACCAACACCGACAUCGACGACACUGACAUCGAGGACCAGCUUAUAGUAGAUUUGUUUAUAUUUUAUUUGAUUUUGUUUUUGUUGGUCAUCGCUGUCAUACGUCACUAUCGUUUGCUGACACAUCUCAAGUGGUGAUCAUCCCAUUCCUCCUCUUCAUCAUUAUUGAGGUCAUUGAACUAAUAUUUUUCGGUAUAAACACACAAUCAUGAUAUCAUCGGAUGGUCUGACACAAGAGUCGACUCGACGGUUGGCCACCAAAAAGCAGACACUGGACGACGCGUACGCCAUACCGGCCAACUUCUUGGAGAUUGAUGUGGUCAACCCUAUUACACACGGCAUCGCCCGAAACAGAUAUACCGAUUACGAGGUCAGAAUGAGAAGCAAUUUACCAGUUUUUAAAGUAAAAGAGUCGAGUGUUCGCCGAAGAUAUAGUGAUUUUGAAUGGUUAAGAAGUGAACUGGAAAGAGACUCGAAGAUAGUGGUACCGCCACUGCCCGGUAAGGCCUGGAAACGACAGAUGCCGUUCCGUAACGACGAAGGUAUCUUCGAGGAAGACUUUAUUGAGGAUCGCCGUAAAGGUUUGGAACAGUUUAUCAACAAAGUUGCCGGACAUCCAUUGGCCCAAAACGAGAAGUGUUUACACAUGUUUCUUCAGGAGCCAGUCAUCGAUAAGAGCUAUGUUCCCGGAAAGAUUAGGACCACAUAAAUAUAGACCAGAUUUUAUUUAAGCCAUAAAUAUAGGAGAGUUUUUUAAAAAGAGUUUUUUUGUUGGGUUUCGGGAGUCAAUGGAUGACCAUUCUUAACAAAGAAAUAUAUAUUAUUAUUAUUAUUAAUAUAAAUCA